This is a messenger RNA of Somion occarium, 2507 nucleotides long. Lineage: Eukaryota; Fungi; Basidiomycota; Agaricomycetes; Polyporales; Cerrenaceae. The record is from the annotation of a GenBank genome assembly.
GUUGAUCUUAUCCUGCUUUCAUUACCACCACCAACACGACAUGGCCUACAACCGCGAAUGGGACAGGGGAAAGGACUCCUGGAACGACUCGGGCUCAUGGAACGAGUAUCAGAAUAGAGGAAACGUACGUGGUAGGGACGAGGAGUAUUACGGCGAGGGAAAGAGGCGUAAAUACAACAAUGGGGGGUAUGAUAGCUCGCAAGGAUACGAUAACAGUUACAACGAUAGUAGCUACGGACAGUCUCGUCGUAAUCAGGACUACGAGCAAGAUACCUCUGAGGGUCACAGGAGAGGUGGCUUCGUGAAGAAACGAGUGUUGCCUAGCGAGCCUAGCUCACAUGUCAUCUUCCUCGGACUGGAUCCUGACUUUACCGAAGCGGAUCUUCAAGCAUUCCUGUCGAGCAACAACUGCACCGUCGAGAUGGUCACAAUCAUUCGAGAUAGGAUAACAGGUGUCUCAAAAGGCUUCGGCUUUGCCAAGUUCUCAAGCAUCGAACAAGCACGCGCUUUUGUCGACCCGUUAUUUCCCUUCGUGCAAGUACCGCCACCGGCGUCUCAUGGCGCCUCCGCUGCCGCCGCGUUCUACAAAGCUCUCGAGACUGGCGCAACUCACAGCGGUCGAAGGGUCAAGAUCGACUAUUCGUCAAGUGGUAAUCCUAUGGACAAGCGUCGCGGCGGCAAUACCAAUGAUGGCACUCGCGACAUUGGGAAUACGCAAGCACCGGUUCUACUUUUCAGAGGUUUGGAUCCCUUGUCUGGCCCGGGUGCUAUCGCGGAGGCGAUGAAAGCUUCUUCUGGACCCGGCAAAGAAGGCGCGAAGGGAAUGAAGAGAAUCAUCCUGAUUCGGGAUAAGGUGACUAUGGCCAGUUGGGGCUUUGCGUUUGUGGAGUUUGUGGAUGUUGCAUCGGCUGCGGCCGUUCUAGGCGCCACUAUGUCUCCUCAAAUUCAUCCGUCAGGGUUCCGCAUCUCCGACCGACCUGUCGCUGCAUCGUUCGCCCAUCCUGAUUCUUUCCAGCCGUUGCCUGAAUAUUCUAUUCGGGACGAAGGAUGCCUUGCAUCCUCGAUUGGACUAGGUGGUAUGGAAGGUGCUUUGGUCAGGUAUUGGGAUGAAGCUUCCUCCGUCGCGGUUCUGGAAUUCAAGGUCGAGGAGCCUGUGCCUCAGGCGGCCCCUGCUCCAGUGAAGGAGAAAGAGAGGAAGAAGAAACCCAAAGCGCAUACAGGUGACACCGACCACGCCGAACUUCGCCCUGUCGAAGCUUCGACUCUUCCUGUCUCUGACAAACCAGUGACACUCAGCUUCAAGGGCGGUCUCUCGGCCAAGGCUGGUCCUUCCUUAACAGUUGGGUUGGGCGCUGCGAAGAAGCCCGCUCCGUUGGCGCUUGGUUUCUCUGCGGCGGAUGAUGAUCUCGAUGAAGAGGAUGGAUUAGAUGGGGAUAAGGGUGGAUCGGAUCCUAGCAAGGCUAUGGCCGUGAAGAAAGUUGCGCCUAUGGUCGCAAGCAAGAAGAUUGUCAAUAAUAUCAACAAGUGGAACCAAGUCCAAGAGGUCCUGCGAGACGGUGCUGACAUUGCCUCGCCUAUACCCGUCCCCGUGGCAGAGCCUGCGAGGGUUGCUUUGAAAUCGAUCACGCCUGAGACGGCUACAAAGUCGUCCAGUCCGGCACCUGCAGAGGUCGAAUUCGAAUUUUCCGAUCCAAAUGCAAAGACAUGCCUCCUCUGCGCUCGUCAGUUCAAGUCUCUGGAUCAACUCAAACGGCAUAACAACGAAUCCGACCUUCACAAAAAAAACUUCAAAGAUGCCAAUCUCCGAGACGUCGCUCGCGAGAAGGCCAAAGCCGCGAAACUCAAAGCAUCAGCUCAACAACAAGCUGAACAGCCCAAAUAUCGCGAUCGUGCUUCCGAGCGUCGUAUCAUGCACAAUCAGCCUGACAUUCCUCUUCCUGAACCUAGUAGCAGCUCUGGCAGUGGUAAAGGAACGAAGAAACGCGUGGAAGGUCCUCCUCCACCUCCUUCGCCCCCGACCCCACCUGUCCACCCUGGCGCCGACGAGAAGAAUGUUGGUAACAAGUUGUUGAAGUUGAUGGGUUGGAAGGAGGGUACUGGGUUGGGAACGGCUGGGGAAGGUCGUGUUGAGCCAAUUCAGACCGCGAUAUACGCUUCAGGCGCGGGAUUGGGUGCCAGCAAAGGCAAGGAGAUUGGCAAAUAUACCGAGGGUUAUUCAGGUUACGUGCAUAUGGCGCAAGAUGCGGCGAGAGAGCGUUACGGGAGCUAAACGUCUCGUCUCGUCGUAGGUUCUACAUUCGUCACAUCAUUGGAUAACCUUCAUCGUUGAUUUCGUAUCGCACUGUUUCUCACUCCGUUAUCGAGUUUUGUUUACUGCGCUUUCCGUGUAAUGAUAAUUAGUUGUCUCUCGAUUUUCAAGGAACGUGUCUGUAACUACAUCGCUAUAGUACCCUGUGGGUAUAACAUAACCAGUGUCUGAAUCAUUAUGCCAAAUUCAUUUGAACGAC